Molecule: messenger RNA, 652 nt
Organism: Talaromyces proteolyticus
Lineage: Eukaryota; Fungi; Ascomycota; Eurotiomycetes; Eurotiales; Trichocomaceae
Exons: 2
Coding region: 82-609 (175 amino acids)
Source: RefSeq, a predicted model, not a curated record
UCGACUCCAGUUCAGGGUUCUCUCAAUAUUAUCUUGGAACUUUCCCAUAUUCUCAAGUAAAGCAAGCUUCAUCGAACAAACAUGGUAGUUAUAUGUACCUCCACCACUGUUCCCAUAAAUACUUGCAAUGACGUCGCCUCCGACGUCUUAACACCUGCUGAAUUCUGGGAAGUCCUGGAGCACAAAUGCCGCAACCCAGCCACUUUUGUCAAAUCCAUCACAAGUUCUCGGGUUGUCCAGGAGGAUCACGACAAAACAGGACAAGUUACAAGUCUUACCAGGCUCGUCACGGUCAAUGGAGGCGAACACGAGAUUGAAGAAAUUGCAAUUCUUAAAAAGCCCGUCAUGAUUGAAUUCAGGAUCCCCUCAACUGGAACUUCCAUUAAAAAUAUUCUGUCACGAGGAGCCGAGCAGAUGCAUCAUCCGACAGAUAUCUACAUGGUGUCAACCUAUGAGUGGCAUCAUCCGGAAGUGGAAGAGGGCAGUGAGGAACACAAGAAGCUUACUGAAUAUUACUGGCAUAUGAGUAACGAAACUGUGAAGCACACAGUGGCAGUAGCUAAGAAAAUGAAGGCUGAAGGAAAACUGGCCGAUUUGAUGAAAGAAUAGCUUUUAGUUAAAAUUUCACAUCGUCUAAUACAUCGGACGAAUU